CAACGUAGGUAAACACGCAUGAAGUAUGACCCGUGUAUUCGUUCGUCGUUAGCCUUUGAACCAUGUUGACGCAGUCAGUACGCCGAGGUCUGCUGUUGUGCCAGCGAUGCCUGCUGGAUUCAUUGCUGCAUCGAGGCAAAGCCACUGCAGCCAAGGCAGCACCAGAUGUCAAGGCAUUUCACUAUCAGGACAUCAUGAAGCCUGAUACACAAUUUGAUGUACCCUACAAAAAGUUGACUGGGGACUUUGUGUCAACAUUUGAAUUUAAGGGCAGAAAGAUUCUCCAAGUUGCACCGGAAGCAUUGACAGCGUUAUCAUCACAAGCAAUGGUGGACAUUGCACACUUGCUCAGACCCAAACAUCUACAGCAAUUGAGUAGUAUCCUGGAUGAUCCUGAGGCAUCUAGAAAUGACAAAUUUGUAGCUCUGGAACUCCUCAAGAAUGCCAACAUUGCUGCUGGUAUGAUUUUACCAGGCUGCCAGGAUACAGGCACUGCAAUCAUUUUAGGCAAGAGGGGACAGAACGUGUGGACAGAUGAGAAAGAUGAUGAGCACUUAUCACGGGGCAUCUACAAUGCAUACACACAGACAAACUUACGCUACUCGCAGGUAGCACCCCUGGACAUGUUCAAAGAGGUCAACACAGGCACCAACCUGCCAGCCCAGGUAGAGCUGUAUGCCACGCCUGGCAAUGAGUACAACUUCCUAUUCAUUGCUAAGGGCGGCGGCUCAGCCAACAAGACGUUCCUGUACCAGCAGACCAAGGCCCUGCUCAACCCUGCCAAGUUGGCCAGCUUUGUGGAUGAGAAGAUCAAAACAAUUGGUACUGCUGCCUGCCCACCUUAUCAUCUGGUUUUUGUCAUUGGAGGACUAUCAGCAGAAAUGACCCUCAAGACAGUCAAACUGGCCUCCACCAAGUACCUAGACAACUUGCCAACAACAGGUAAUGAGCAUGGGAGAGCCUUUCGUGAUCUGGACAUGGAGCAGCAGGUGCUGGAUCUGUGUCGGAGUACAGGCAUCGGAGCUCAGUUUGGAGGCAAGUACUUCUGCCAUGAUGUCCGUGUUAUCAGGCUGCCUAGGCAUGGUGCCUCAUGCCCCGUGGGUGUAGGAGUAUCCUGCUCUGCCGAUAGACAGAUUCUUGGCAAAAUCAACGAGGAGGGAGUAUUCCUAGAACAACUGGAGACAGACCCUGGAAAGUACCUCCCCGAGAUACAAUUAGAAGAUCUAGAAGGAGAUGUAGUCAAGGUUGAUCUGAAUCAGCCGAUGAGCCAGAUCCGUCAGACUCUGUCAGCCUACCCAAUCAAGACUCGCCUCAGUCUGUCUGGAACGCUAGUAGUGGCUCGGGAUAUUGCUCAUGCUAAGCUACAGGAGAGGCUUGAUAGCGGGGAAGGUUUGCCUCAAUACAUCAAGGAUCAUCCAGUCUAUUAUGCAGGGCCUGCCAAGACACCUGAGGGUUAUGCUUCAGGUUCGUUCGGUCCGACCUCAGCUGGUAGGAUGGACUCGUAUGUAGAUGCCUUUCAAACAGCUGGUGGACUUAUGGUCAUGCUAGCCAAGGGGAACAGGAGUAAGCAGGUGACCAAGGCAUGCAAGACACAUGGCGGCUUUUACUUGGCCUCCAUCGGAGGUCCAGCUGCCCUGCUAGCUCAGAACUGCAUCAAGAAAGUGGAGGUGCUGGAGUAUCCAGAGCUGGGCAUGGAGGCUGUGUGGAGGGUGGAAGUAGAAGACUUCCCCGCAUUUAUUGUUGUUGAUGAUAAAGGAAAUGACUUCUUCAAGGAGUGGCAGAUAGAUUGAAAAUGAACACGAGAGCUGAGCCAGCAAAGGUAGUUGAUUAGUGAAGGAUCUUUCAAAGCGAGAAAUAAAAGACUAAGAGGUGCUGUUGUUAAAAAAAUUCUUCUUUUGACCAUUCAGCAGUUUACGAGGAACUUGUACAAUGUAACCCAACCGUGCAAAAUGAAUUGGAAGUCGCCAGAGCUCCUUUGAAUCACAGGCUCUUCAACAAAUCUUGCAUGAUGGAAAAUCUAUGUUUGUCACUUGUCAAUGUUUCGCCCGCAUAAUUCUUACCGCAAUGUGGCAAAGCGAGGA
Patiria miniata (bat star) is the source of this 2081-nucleotide messenger RNA. RefSeq names its product fumarate hydratase class I, aerobic-like. Lineage: Eukaryota; Metazoa; Echinodermata; Asteroidea; Valvatida; Asterinidae. The coding region runs from base 63 to 1790 and encodes 575 amino acids. The record is from RefSeq and is a predicted model, not a curated record. The transcript is spliced from 12 exons. Gene Ontology annotation, molecular function: fumarate hydratase activity. Gene Ontology annotation, biological process: generation of precursor metabolites and energy.